AAUAAGACCUUUUGGCCACUAGAGGCCUCUAUCGUUCUCUAUGGUCCAGGCUGACGAAAAUUGAUAAAUGGCAAACAUCUAGCACUUGAGUUCACUUGCCACCUGUUGGUCAAACAGAGAGAUUGCAUAAGGAUCACACUGUGGUCAAUGCCAUUGUUCUACAUGGUGGAUCUGAUUGUACUGACACAUGGUUUUGGUGUAAUUUCUCUAGUUCACAAAAUAUAGGCUAUAGAUUAUUAUUUUAAAGUAUUAUUAUUAUGAGUUUGUCCAGAAGGACUAUAGGACCUGCACCACCAUCAUGCAUCAUUCAAAAACAAUAGCCUUAAUGCUGUAAUUUCAAACAGGCCUGCCCUGAUCUUCCCGGAAUAUUAAACACGAAGUUCAAAUCCUGUAAUAAUGUACAAGUAUAAUAUAGAUGUUACAUAGAAUAUCCACCAGAAGUUGAUUUUAGUUGAAUGCUGUCUGGGGGCGCUGUCUUUACAUGCAAAACCCUCCCCAUUCAAGUUUUCCUCCACGGUACCAACAGGGGGAACAGCGUGUGGUUUUCUGACCAGGUUCCAUUGAGGUGACGGGAACCGGGGUGAAAGAGGGGCGUCGAGAGAAGAAAAAACUAACUCAACAUACCAGUCUUUGGCUUUGAGUUCAUGGAUCUGUGACGAUUAGACUUGGAGUUGAUUAUUUUUCUGUUAUUUUUCUGUUGUUGGAGGUGUUUAAAGGUGUAGGGAAACUGUCGGCGAAGAUUUUAAUCUCAGAAUGCUGCUGGUCUGAAACAAAGGGGUCGGGACUUCGGGAGUGUUGCAGUGGUAAAAGCAGGUUGAAAGGGUGGACAGUGGGCACAACUCACCACUGGCAAGAUGGAGCAGGAGAGGCAGUGGUGGACGAGCCAGCUCGCUGCAGACAUCCACCAGUCUCUACGAAUAAAGGAGCUGAAGUUGCCCACCUACAAGGCCCACUCCCCUCAGAUCGGGAUGCGACGGUAUUUUUCGGACCUGCUGGCUGUCCUCAGUAACCGCUACCAGCUUUGCCCGGCGGCUCGCCAUCUGGCCGUCUACCUCCUGGACCUGUUUAUGGACAACUACGAUGUGGCAGUCCGCCAGCUCUACGUCAUUGCCCUCUCCUGUCUCCUCCUAGCCAGUAAGUUUGAGGAGAAGGAGGACCGUGUGCCGAAGCUGGAGCAGCUCAACUCUCUGGGCUUCAUGUGCAGUCUGAACCUGUCCCUGGGCAAGAAGGACCUGGUCAAGAUGGAGCUCCUCCUCUUAGAGACGUUUGGCUGGAACCUGUGCAUGCCCACGCCGGCCCACUUCAUAGACUACUACCUCCAUGCUGCUGUACAGGACGGAGACCUGCACAACGGCUGGCCUCUCUCCUCCCUCAACAAGACCAAAGCCUUCAUGGACAAAUACACACACUACUUCCUAGAAGUCUCACUGCAAGACCAUGCCUUCCUGGGCUUCCGGCCGUCCCAGGUGGCAGCAGCCUGCAUCGCGGCGUCCCGCAUCUGUCUCCAGAUCACCCCCAGCUGGACCACCGUCCUCCACCUGCUCACCGGAUACUCCUGGGACCACCUCACCCAGUGCAUGAAGCUGAUGCUGCUUGCCCAUGACAACGAUGUGAAACAGGCCAACAAAUCCAAGUCCAACUCUCCGUCUGGCCAGAGCCCUCUCCAACCCCAGGCCCAUCCCUCACCCUCCACAGUCUCCUGCUCCACCCUGAUACAACCCUCUUCUGGAUCCCAGCAGCUGCUCUUCCAGACAGGCGUCUACCAGCAGCACCUCACCCAGCACUCCACUUCCGUUUCCCAUCUGCACAUGCUAGGCGAGUCCCAGGCUCUGGGCCCUGUUGGGUCUCGGGACUACCUCCAGUCCCACCACACAGGGCUCCUUUCAGGCUCGGUUUCUCAGGGAGCCUUCCCCUCCUUCCCCAGCCUGACCUCAGGACUGAGCUCCUCCCUGCCCCUCCAGGGACCCAUCUCCAUGCAAGUGGCCCUUGCUGCAGAGCCCCGUCACUGUCUCGGCCUGUCCUACGGGGGAGGCUACCUGGGCUCCCAUCACACCUUCACAGCAGGCUGCUUCGACAGGUGACGCCAGGAGAGGGAGGACAAACUGAACCUGGGCCAGUCAGUGUCCUCCACCUGUCCUGACUCCCUGUCCUUCUCCACCCGUCCUGACCUCAUCCACCAAGGUCGAAGGAAACCAAAAGGAAGAAGCAACGUCAACGCAGAUAUUGCUGAGGUAUUGACCUAACAAAGGUCCUAACUAUUUGAAAUGACACAAUAUUUGUGAUGAGGUGUUUACAUACAGUAUGUACUGUUCACAUGACUGCUUGAUCUAUGAGGCUGUGAGGCUGGUUUGGCCACUGUGAUUCUGCUAUCAACGGUGGUUGCUUCCACACCAUUUCUCUCAAUGUGGGACAGCUGUUUUUUUAUACUGGUAUCUUUCAAUGCUGCUGCCUUAAAACAAAAUGAUGGCUUUAUGAUCAUGAAAGUGGUCUGUCCUUGGUAUUGUUUAGAUCAGUGGUUGUCAAACUUCUCAUCAGGGACCCCCAGACAUUUCACCAUUUUGUUGUAACUCUGAACUAACUCACCUGAUUCACCUAUUCGAGGGCUUGAUGAUUAUCUGGAAUAAAUCAAAUACAUGGAACAGCUGGGGGGUUCCUGAGGAGAGGUUUGAGAACCAUUGGUUUACAUGAACAAUACAAUAUAUCAGGGUGUUUGAUGGAUUACUUGAAAAAAAAAAAGCUUUAUUUAACAGCUGUGUCAAUUAAUUCCUUUUUUUAUGUUGUUUUUAACUUCUACUGGUUAAAGACGUGCGUAAUGUAAAAUGUAAUGUAGGAGAGAUGUCUCACUGAGAUUUCUGAUCUAUUCUUUGCCCUUGGCUGGUGUAGGGUAGACUCCAUCUUGUUUUGCUGUUCUGGUGCCACUGCAGGCAUGGAACCAUGGUAUCCAGGGGAACAGACACAUCUGUCCUCUCAGCACAUCAAACCACAGGGGAGGAAGUGAUACUUUACUAGCUAGUCUCCAGGGGGGGGGCAAAGCCACGCUUUCUCCUCAGUUGUCAUGUAAAUUCUCCUGACUGGUACCAUUUAAUAUGUGUGUCUUUGAUUGAAACCCAAUGAAAGUCACACAACCCUCACUGAAACAGCUACUGUUGCUCUCAUUGCCACAAAGACCCUGAGCAGUUAAUGACGCCAUGAGAAGGUUGCUACACGUGAUAUCUUGUGGUUCAGUACCUCUGACAUCCAUCUUAUUGGUGUGUAUUACUGUACUGUUGGAGCUAGAAACACAAGUAUUUCGUUACACCUGCGAUAACAACUACAAAUCUGUGUAUGUGACCAAUAAACGUUUGAUUUGAUUUGCACAUACAACUACUGAUGUCCUACCUCAGUCACUCUCCAGGGGUGUGUCGUUUUACGGCAACAAACCUGCUGUAAAAUUGACCUUGCUGGGUCAGAUGGAUAGAGUGCCACCAAACAUGAUAUAUCCUAUAAAAUUAGCAAAAUGAUAGUUGACUUUAAGCUGUUUUGUGAUUAUUGGUUACCUUGGAUACAACCCACUAAAUGUCAGUAGGAAUAUCUCAUACAUUGAAGAACAGAAGUAAAAUAACAGAGUUUAUGACUCAGGCUUAACAAUGGCAUCAACUUUUUUCUUUGAUGCUUACAUGGGAUAUAUUGCCACAUUCACAUGCUAGUCGGAAUUCAGAAAUGUCCGACUUGCUAACUUGUUGAAUGCGUCACGUGUAUAACUACGACCAGUUAGCAAGUGGGACAUUUCAGUUUCCUAGUUCCGACUAGAAUGUGAACGUGACAUAUGAGCUUGACGUCUGUGUCGUGAGUCAAUGACGCUGUCAUAUAGUGACAUCUAAAUCCAGGCAGGCCAGACAUGCUGUUACCGUUAGCCAAGUACAUGUGGGUCCAGUGUCCAUAUCUCAGGUUUGAUGGGGUGAGUAGUUCUAGAGUUAUGAAAUAAUUUCCACUGAUCACAUCCUGACCACAAUGUCUGUCUGCUUCCACUACUGUUGACAGAUGGCAUGAAGGGGCCAUGGGCCUCUAGUUUACUGGGUCUCAGAUAACAAAACCAUUAUCCUGCAUACCUUAACUUUGACCUACCUCAAUAUAUAGUGCAACCUAUGUUUGUUAUUUGCCACUUGUUUAAUUAGACCAAAUGUAUGUACAUUUAUACAACUUUAUUUUUUAUCUUGUGUUUUUUUGUUAACUGUGUGUGUGUUUUUAUGUUUGAAUAGAUGAAGAGUUCAACGCACCAUCAAAGACCAAUGUACUGUAUCUUGUGUGAUACGUAGGCUAACGGUUGAUUGGUCACUUUAGUUAAGACUACUUUCAAUCACACCGCCAUCUUAUUGUUAUGUUAUAAAGGUCACUGUCUUUUUUUUUUUGUUGCUCAUGUUUUUUAGUACUUGUGUUUUUAACUGCUUAAAGGCAGUGGAUCUCUUUACCUAAAAUGAAAAUGUUGCACAUUGCAACCACCUAGUAGCCUCAACUGUUGAAAUCCAAGUGGACCAACUACAUCCACUCCAACUGAACAAUGAUUACAGCUAUGUGCAGGAGAAGUACAUUGGGGAAGGGAAUCAAAAACAGUGUUUACUCUGUCAAAUAAGGUGCAAAUAAAAUAAAAAACCCUG
This is a messenger RNA of Coregonus clupeaformis (lake whitefish), 4634 nucleotides long. Its product is annotated as cyclin-J. Gene Ontology annotation, molecular function: cyclin-dependent protein serine/threonine kinase regulator activity. Bases 855 to 2081 code for a protein of 408 amino acids. The transcript is spliced from 6 exons. Gene Ontology annotation, cellular component: cyclin-dependent protein kinase holoenzyme complex; nucleus; cytoplasm. Gene Ontology annotation, biological process: mitotic cell cycle phase transition; regulation of cyclin-dependent protein serine/threonine kinase activity. NCBI's taxonomy places the organism in Eukaryota, Metazoa, Chordata, Actinopteri, Salmoniformes, Salmonidae. The record is from RefSeq and is a predicted model, not a curated record.